AGCGUAGUGCGAAGGCCAUCCUGCCUAUUGGGGAGGCUUUGACUUUUGCCGAGCUGCCGACCGUACACUGGCGAACCGGUGCCACGCCGCUUCUCAGUAGCCAACGAGAAUCGACCCGUUUCGGUACGGCUUGUUAGCAAACGCUGGUGCGUGGGCCCCCCCGUUCGCCAAAUUGAACGCUCUUCCGGAGUGCGGUUUUUCCUUUCCGCUUGAGCUGGAAAUAUAUUACACGUGUACGAGUGUGACGUCUUACCUGCCACUGGAUGGAUAAUCGAAAGCAGCAACAGCAGCCCAUGUGUGUGUGUGUGUGUGUAUUAGUUCAAAGGUUUCGAAACAGUGUGUGGUGAACGUUAUGAAGCAGCAGUGAGCGGAAAAAAGGAGCAGCGACGAAAACAACCGGGCGGCUCCAUUCUUCCCACCCCGAUAGGUCACAACGAAAAUGGCCCAUUUUUGAUUAUUUUCUGUUUGCCUCGCCCAAAUAAAAAAACAAGACGUGUGGAAAACUUUACACCACACACUGGUAGGCUGCUCUCGAUUGGUCUGUGCCAACUACAGCUUCUGCCACGAAAAAGCCGCCCGGAUCGAAGUAGGCUUGUGAGCCGUGUGCGUAUAGUGCUUGCUUCUUGUGCGCCAGUGUGCUUAGAGACACCCGGCAGUGAGCAUCGCUAGUGGCUCGGACGAAAAAAAAAAGGAACAAGAAAUCAUCCUUUUCAGCCUACUUGAGGCCGACGGAUGCUGGCUGAGAAAGUGAGGGGAGGGAAAUAAUCGAAAAGGUCACCGAAAACAUCCAACCAAUAUAAAAACCAGCAACAAGAACAACAACAACAACAAAAGGUCGAGGUUUGAGCUUGGCCCCCCCUCGCCGCCCGGCCCAGACAAUUCAAUCACUCCGACUCGUUCAACCCAGCAGUGCUGACGCUACAGACUCGGCGUGUGAUGAAGCGCAGCGCGAGCCGUGAAAAGAGACGCUAGAAACAAGAAACAAUAACCUUUUUCGGAACGGAACAAAAGGCACAAAAGCUCCCGACGGCGGCAGCAGCAGUAGCAGCGAUUAAAGGAAGAAAAGCGAAUUUUCUACCCAUUUUCACAAUGGAUCCACCGAACUGGAUACGAGUGACUGCUUUGGGCCGACCGAGAGCAUUGCCACGUUGCGGCUAGUCGGCCGUCUCCAUCCCACCGAGCUACCGCUGUGUGCUACUGUCUCUUUCCCCGUUUCACCUACGCAUCACUAUUUCUUUCCUUCUUCGUCUGGCCUAUCACUAUCUUUCCGGCGGUCUCACACACCAACAUUAAGUGAGAAAAGAAAGGCCCUCCAAGGAAAAAAAACAAAGAUAGCAAAUCAGUGGGAGAAGGGAAACAAAUUCAACGCAAACGCGGGCGAUACAAAACCCUUCACCAUUUGUACAACACUGUGCGAAGCACGCGACGACAGCAAACACUCCCGCUCCCGCUAAAGACCUAGGCCCGAUACAGACGAUCGCCCAUCCCGACGGUCAACGCAACAGCAACUGGACCAAAUGUGUAGCAGCGGCGGCAACAGUAGCAGCAGCAGCAGCAGAAGAAGCAGCAGCAGCAGCAGUAGUAGUAGUAGUAGCAGCAACAACAUCCGCACAAACACCAGCCUGGAUCGGCGACGACGGCUAGCACAGCUGACAAAAUGGUGCACCCUGUUCAUCAUUUUAGAGUCUACGAGCGUUGGAAGCGGUUUGAUCACACCACCCAGUAGCAGCACCACGCCCGCCAGCACUGUAACAACCACCACCAGUAGCAGCAGCAGCAGCAGCAGCAGCACAACCACCACCACCAUCAUCAACACUAGCGGCAGCAGCACUGGCAGCAGUUGGCUCGAAAGUACGAGUCCCUCCAGUGCCAGCGGCGGUCCGUACACUUCGCCCUCAGCCACCGCGCUUCCUGGGUUCGAGGCGCUGCCCCGGUUCGAAGCACUCGUGCAGGACAGCCCCAACAGCUCCCGGGGCAAAACGCUCCCGCUGGUUGGUUCGGGUGCGCUCAAGGUAACGCCAUCCCAGCCGGCGCUCGAGGGAAGCAAGCGUGGCCCGGCUGGCAGUAGUAAUAGUAACCGAGACGGCAGCAGCACCACCACUACCAGCGGCUAUGACUCGCCCUCUUCCCGAAGGACACCACCGCUGUCGAAGGUGGUGGCGGCCACGGGUACCACCAUCGCACCGGUUGGAAUGGCCGCUGCAGGCAGCAGUAGUUUUAGCAAAAUCUCUAGCGCCAAUCUAAUACUCGCCGAGAGCGGCGGUGCCGAGUCGGCCAAGAUUGGACCGGGCCAGAAGGUGCCGGUGGGAUUUUCGGGCAGCAGCAGCAGCACCGGCAAGACUGCAGUGGCCGGAAAGUCGGCCGGUAGUAGACCGGUGGCCGCGUCGGAGCAGGAACCGAGCGGUAACCGGCUCGAGGGUGGCGAACUGACCACCACACCCGAGGGUAAUUUCAGCAAGAUGUACUUUGAAACCGAUAACCACACGACGAUCGCGUCCCAGGUCGGCUCGAUAGCGGUGCUGCCGUGCGCGGUACGCAACAUCGGCGAAGGCGUGGUGUCAUGGAUAAGGCGGAAAGAUUAUCACCUGCUAACGAUCGGCUUCACCACCUACAGCAGUGACGAGCGGUUCAACAUCAUCCACUCGGAGGAUACCGAGGAAUGGCCACUGCAGAUCAAGUACGUCCAGCUGCGGGACGCCGGGCUGUACGAGUGUCAGGUUUCGACCCAUCCGCCGACGUCAAUCUUCGUCAAGCUGGACGUGGUUGAGGCAAAGGCAGAGAUUUUUGGACCGUCGGAAAAGUAUCUCAAACCGGGCUCGAUGCUCCGGUUAACGUGUCGCGUCGUGCAAAGCAACGAGCCACCGCUGUACAUAUUCUGGUAUCACAACAAUCGCAUGAUUAACUACGAUGCGCACCGGGGCGUGAACGUGUCAACGGAGGCGGACAAUCGGUACUCGGAGCUUGUCAUUUCACACACGAAUACACUCAACUCGGGGAACUAUUCGUGCGUUUCGAACAACGCUGUCGCUGCUUCUACGCUGGUGCAUAUUCUGAACGGUGAAAACCCGGCCGCCAUGCAGCACGGUGACCAUGGGAAUGCGGUCCUGGUGGCGUCACACAUUCAUCUGCCGCUGGCAGUUGUAACAUAUCAGGUCAUCAAUUUCGUCUUAAAUAUGCAUUGAGUUCACUGCACAAGGAGGCCAGCGAUGCCAGCGACUAAAGCGCCGCUGUACGUAGAACGGCGGAUGGGACGGAAGCUGCAAAACAAAAACUGCAACACACACAUACACACACAGACAAACAGAAACAGGUAUGCUGUAGCAUAGUGGGAUGCAAGCGAUAGUCGGACGAAACGUUGAACCUCGAGCAGAGAAAUCUGCUUCCGGUUCCUGUUCACCAGAGAAGCUCGAGCACCCGGGAGGAGAGACUAAUGACAAAACAAAAAACUAGACGAAUACAAAUCGAGCCAUGUUGAAUGUACACAUUAAAACAGCUGACCCGCUCACAGAACCCUGGUGGCAAAGGGGUUGCUGUUUUGUGUAAAGUAAUUACGAUCGACGUUUAGCUCACGGUCGAGUGAGCACAGCGCAACGGAGCGGAUACUCCGUACGUCCGCUGUGUGAUUAAUUAAGGACAGCCCAGCAUGGAACCACGCAUUGUACAUAUAGGUAAACGAAAUGGCAUAAAUCAAAUUUAACGUAGCGUUUGAUGUAACUUUGUAUGGUAUUUGUAAAAGCUAGUAAAUAAAAUUAAAAAAAAACUACAUCAGAGCUAAAACUGGCAGGCGUACCCGAUUGCCCGAUUCGUUUCCAACAUCAUUCCACAUCCCACGAACGAAACAGAGGUAAAUUUUGUUUUGGUAGUAACGCAAACUUGAAUUAAGUUUCUGCAUGUUCGAUUUGCGUCAUUUAAUUUCACUUCUAAAGCUUUUCAUUUAACAUUUAAAAUUAGUUUACCGAGGUAAGCCAACAUGGAUGGAAUAUUUAAUAGAAAACCACUCUUUCAAGUCAAGCUGAGCGGGACGGUACGCAUUUAAAACACUAAUUAGAGGGAGAGAACAAAAACAAAACACUCCUUUUCCAUGACGAUGGAGUAAUGCAGAUAAAGUACGAAACUCGUAACUAAACGGUAAAGGAUGCGCUGGAACAGCGAGAUAGGUAGGGAACGAGAACGAUGAAAAAAACACAAAACCCCAACUGUAAAACCCAUUUGCCCGUCUUUGAUGAGCGUUGUUUGUGAAGAAUAAACGUUGAAAAUGAUAAACAAAAACUCUGUUAGCUAAGUGUAGAGUCGGUGCUGGUUGAAUAAAGCAAAAAAAAAAUGAAAAAAAACCCCACAAGAAAACUAACAUUCGAAAGCAAACCAACAGAACUACUGAAAGCAUUCUUUCUCAAGUAAAACUACACUACACCGACACACACACACCC
Molecule: messenger RNA, 4427 nt
Organism: Anopheles merus
Lineage: Eukaryota; Metazoa; Arthropoda; Insecta; Diptera; Culicidae
Exons: 10
Coding region: 1518-3182 (554 amino acids)
Biological process (GO): synapse organization
Cellular component (GO): neuron projection membrane
Source: RefSeq, a predicted model, not a curated record